Vicugna pacos (alpaca) is the source of this 4283-nucleotide messenger RNA. The record is from RefSeq and is a predicted model, not a curated record. Lineage: Eukaryota; Metazoa; Chordata; Mammalia; Artiodactyla; Camelidae.
AUGCAGAUGAAAGACACAGGCCAUGUGCUCACAGGAACUAUUUCUCUCUUUGGUCUUGACAUUGCCUUCUGGAUCCUUCCUACUCAGGGCGUGGUCCCUGGCUCAGCAGCCCCAGCCCCUUCUGGGCGCCUGCCGAAGGUGCAGAGUCCCAGCCUCACCACGCCAGACCCACUGAAUCCGAGGCUACACUUUAACAAGAUCCCAGAUGGCUGCACAUUGCAGUUUGAGGAGCACUGUCUACAUGAAAUGGAAGGAGCAGAGUUUUCAUCGGGACAACUGACAGCACAGCGGGUCAUUCAGGACACAGCUAAGGCUUGCCUUAAAAUCUUUACUGAGGUGGAUUAUGGAAAAUUGAAAUGUCUAGACGAGGCCCUGGUUCGGGGGCCCAGCUGUAAUUCAGCCGAAUGCGUUAUCUACGGGAGCCUGGUAAUUAAGGCCCACAUCACAAAGAAAACCCGCCUGCCUAACUGCUCUCACCCCACUCCCCGCCUCGAGGAGCUGACGCGCUCCCGCACAGACCGCCCGCUUCUGGCGCUGAACCUGGGGUUUCCAAAAGUCCUGGGAGACCAACAAGUGUUCUCUGGUGGCCUGCAGGAGUGGAGAGAACAGCUCCUUCGCCCUGCUCUGACGUUCUACACGUCACAGGGAAGUUCUGAGCCAGGGGACACACCAGUGCUCCCGCCUAAUGACCGUGUCUCACCUGCAGGGCGAACUCUGUUGGAGAAGCUGUUCAGCCAGCAGGAGAACGGGCCUCCAGAAGAAGCAGAGAAGUUUUGCUCACGGAUCAUUGCCAUGGGUCUCCUCCUUCCUUUCAGUGACUGCUUCAGGGAACCGUGCGGGCAGAGUGCCCAGUCCAGCUCAGCUCCGUUUGAUCAAGAUCAACUUUACACCUGGGCUGCGGUUAGUCAACCCACACACUCACUGGAUUAUAUAGACGGACAGUUUCCCAGGCGAGUCCCGUCUGCUUGGCCACCAUCUAAACCUCCUGAUGAAGAACCCAGGCCCAGGGAUGCUGACGCAGAGGAUGAUGGAGAAUCUCAAUCUGCUGUUUUAGAAACUCCGAAAAAAUGUUCAGAUGCUGUUCAGGAGGAAGUUUCUGACAUGAAGUCUGAGGGUCAGGCCACUGUCAUUCAGCAGCUGGAACAGACCAUUGAGGAUCUGAGGACCAAAAUAGCCGAACUAGAGAAGCAGUACCCUGCUGUGGACAUGGAGGUGGCAGCUGGCCCUCACAGGGUUCAGAAUGGAGUGGCACGUUCAGAAGAUGUCUGUCUGGAAGCUCUCAGGUUAGGAGAAAAGGAUGUAAGGCAUCAAAGGAUUUUACAGGCAAAGUCAAUCCAGACGUCCCCGACAGAAGAGGGCAGGACACUGACGCUGCCUUCUGUUAGUGCCUCUCCAGAGUGUCCCCCAGGCCCACCUGGGGCUGAAAGUGGAGACUCAGCGGUGCCAUCCUCACCUUCUGGACCUCAGACAAAAUUCUGUUCAGAGAUAUCUGUGGUUGUGUCUCCAAGGCGAAUAUCAGUACAGCUCGACGCACAUCAGUCCAGCCAGACUCCACCACCUCCACCCCUUCCCUGGUCUGAUGGUCAAGGACAGGCCGGACCUCAGCCUUCCCAUCCUUCUCUUCAUACUGAGUCUGAAGCCAGCCAUGAGCACUCUGUUUGCUCCUCCUUUGAAAACAGCCGUGACAUCCCACCCCCACCACCUCUGCCUUGUACAGAGUCCUCCAGCUCCAUGCCUGGCCUGGGCCUGGCGGCUCCCCCACUCCCCCCUCUCCUUGGCAUGACAGGGCUUGCUCUGCCCAGUACAGCAGGGCCCUCACCUCAUCCUCUGCCUGGUACAGAGAUGCUGCCACCCCCUCCCCCACCUUUGCCUGGAAUCCCUCCUCCCCCUCCACUUCCUGGAGAGGGAAUCCCCCCUCCCCCUCCACUUCCUGGAGUGGGGAUCCCUCGCAUCCCCCUACCCCCACCAGCCCCUCUGCUUCCUGGAUCAGGCCUCCCUCUCCCACUACAAGCUGGGAGCAGCACUUUACCAGCACCGCAAGUGUGUGGAUUUCUUCCUCCUCCAUUGCCAACUGGCUUGUUUGGAUUAGGGAUGAACCAGGACAAAGGGAGUAGGAAACAGCCAAUAGAACCCUGUCGGCCAAUGAAGCCUCUCUAUUGGACCAGAAUUCAGCUACAUAGUAAAAGAGACUCCAGUGCUUCACUUAUUUGGGAAAAAAUUGAAGAGCCAUCCAUAGAUUGUCAUGAAUUUGAGGAAUUAUUUUCCAAAACUACUAUAAAGGAGAGGAAGAAACCUAUUUCUGACACCAUCACCAAGACCAAGGCUAAGCAAGUUGUCAAGUUACUAAGCAACAAGAGAUCACAAGCAGUCGGAAUCCUGAUGUCUAGCCUUCACUUAGAUAUGAAAGAUAUCCAACACGCUGUUGUGAACUUGGACAAUUCUGUGGUUGACCUGGAGACCCUUCAAGCUCUCUAUGAGAAUAGAGCACAGUCAGAUGAACUGGAAAAAAUUGAAAAGCAUGGCCGGUCCUCCAAAGACAAGGAAAAUGCCAAGUCUCUGGACAAACCUGAGCAGUUCCUUUAUGAACUGUCACUAAUCCCCAACUUUUCAGAGCGAGUCUUUUGCAUCCUGUUCCAGUCCACAUUUUCAGAAAGCAUUUGCUCAAUUCGUCGCAAACUGGAGUUGCUACAGAAAUUGUGUGAGACAUUAAAAAAUGGCGCAGGGGUUAUGCAGGUUUUGGGUUUGGUUCUUGCCUUUGGCAACUACAUGAACGGUGGAAAUAAGACUCGGGGACAGGCAGAUGGCUUUGGAUUAGACAUCCUUCCGAAGCUGAAAGACGUCAAAAGCAGUGACAACAGCAGGAGCCUUUUGUCAUACAUUGUUUCCUAUUAUCUGCGCAAUUUUGAUGAGGACGCUGGAAAGGAGCAGUGUGUGUUUCCGCUGCCUGAACCCCAGGACCUCUUCCAGGCCUCACAGAUGAAGUUUGAAGAUUUUCAAAAAGACCUCAGAAAACUGAAGAAAGACCUGAGAGCCUGUGAGGUUGAAGCAGGGAAAGUGUACCAGGUAUCCUCAAAAGAGCACAUCCAGCCUUUCAAAGAAAACAUGGAACAAUUCAUUGUUCAAGCUAAAAUUGACCAAGAAGCAGAGGAGACCUCACUGACAGAGACUCAUAAAUGCUUUUUGGAGACUACAGCCUAUUUCUUCAUGAGACCAAAAAUCGGAGAGAAGGAGGUGUCCCCCAACGCUUUCUUCAGUAUCUGGCAUGAAUUCAGCUCUGACUUUAAAGACUAUUGGAAGAAAGAGAACAAACUUAUUCUACAAGAGAGAGUAAAAGAAGCUGAAGAGGUGUGUAGACAGAAAAAGGGAAAAUCACUUUAUAAAAUAAAACCAAGGCAUGACUCUGGAAUUAAAGCAAAAAUAAGCAUGAAAACCUGAACAACAAAAAGCAGAAUGAAAAUGAGUCACUGCAACCACUUCCACAAAACUCUUCUGACCUGAGGGCGAGAAGGAAACUCAUCAUUUUGAUCACUUUUCUUCUUGACCUCCUGCAUAAUCUUUGUGUUUUCCAGACAGUUCACUGUAUGUUGAAUUUUACAGAACAUUUAUACAAAAAUGCGAAAGCAGUAGACCAGUGCAGAACCUGACACCUUUUCUUUCUGUAGACGUGUAUAUGGUAUUGUGCCGACAGACCACGACAGCAUGUGCAAGGGGCAGUCUGCACUGAUCUGAACGUGCUAGAGAGUAACCCAAAAUUUACUUAUGUGAGAAUACUCCUCAUCACAGCAAAACUUUCCCUUCCACUGACAACCGGCACUCCGCAUCACUGCAUUUAGAUUUAUGGUUCUUUCUAGUGAAUUGUUUGUAUCAGUUUCAUGUCUACCUAUAAAUUUUCUAUUUUAAAAUUUAAGUACCAUUUAUAUAUAUCAUAGUCAAGGCUUUCCCAACUCUUGGGUUGGUCUCUGUAACUAUAUAUUUGUGAAAGAAGAUUAUCAUUUUUUUUACUCAGCAGAUAAUGACUAGAAAAACUAUAGCAAAAGGAAAACUCUUCCUAUAAAUCAUUUCAAACAGGCAAGAAUCAGAGUUUUAAGUUUAAUGGGGACUUUUAUCAGAUCACGUCCUUUGGGACCCUACAUAAAGCCAAUCUGCAACAAAGGUAAAUUAAACCAAAGGUGUGCCUCUCUGUAACUUUGACCAUUGCCCUUCACAAAGAAAACAACACAACACUUUGAAUGAAUUUAAGUAAGUGAUGCUCAUGAAAUUGCCAAACAUGACUAACUAUUGAC